UCGAUUAGUUUCCUUUAUAUAAAUAAACAUAUCACAAAUGGUUAAUGAAAUACAGUGUAUUCGUUUUCUCUCAAAGGUAAGAUGUCCAAGGAAAAGUAACAUAUGUAUGCAUAAAAUCCAAGAAAAAGCAAUAUAGAUCGUCUACUAAAAGGAUCAUAACUAUACACGAUUAUAAAUACCAUCACAAGACUAAAUAGAAGUUGUAUAAACACUUAAAAAUGAGUGGGAACAAGCAAGUAUGCGUGUCCAUCUUAGCAGUGAUGAUUUUGAUGCUAUCAAUUUCCCAAAUCACGAAAGGUAAUAAUGAUCUUGCGUUUGCUCCAGUGUCGGAGAAAGGGUUGUUGCCAAAACCAGUGUCUUGUGCGGGAGACGCAGAAAAAAUUCCAGGUUGUGUUGAAGCAGUGAAGCAUUUCAAAUUUAAAAAUGUCAAAAAAGAAUGUUGUUUCGUUCUACUUGGUCUUACCGAAGAUUGUUUUGGAAUUUUGUUUCCUAUGCGUUUUGCGUAUCGUGAAAUGCUUAAGAUUACAUGCAAAAUUAUAGGCUUUAAGCCACCUUCUUAUUAAGUUGUUCUUUUUGUUUUUUAAUGUAACACAACUUUAGUUUAUGUAAUUCGUAUUUACAAUAAAAAAAAUCAUGGGCAUAUUUAUUUACGAUGAUGGACGGGACUCGCUCUUGGGU
This is a messenger RNA of Arabidopsis lyrata subsp. lyrata, 678 nucleotides long. RefSeq lists its product as uncharacterized. The record is from RefSeq and is a predicted model, not a curated record. NCBI's taxonomy places the organism in Eukaryota, Viridiplantae, Streptophyta, Magnoliopsida, Brassicales, Brassicaceae. Bases 219 to 563 code for a protein of 114 amino acids. The transcript has a single exon.